GAAAUGUUGUCUUGCUUCUGAGAGAGUCAAAAUUUCGGAAGUUGAUCAGCGUCUGCUGCCCGAUAUAACUCGAAAAACAUGUAGAAAAAAGACUUCUUAGUAGAAAUGUUGUUUUUCUAGGUUUUUCAGUGGCGAGAAAGUGAUAAAUAUUUAAGAGAUUGUCGUUGGACCAUAAAGAAACCAUUAUCAAUACGAGAUAUUGCUUGUGGGAAAAGUCUGCAUAUUGUAACAGGUUGGUCUCCUUGACAUUCACAGAGUUGGAAAAAAUAAAUUAAAUUAUCCGCUAGUUACAAGAUGUGAUGGUGUUGGUCUUGCGGUAUACAGUUGUCUGGUUAUGACUGAGCUCAUGUGAGAAGAGUGCUUCCAGUUUGACUAAACACUCCAGUUUUUCUCCAAGAUUGGAUCGAUAAGAGAUGACGCUUCCUGGACCUCUAGGAAGAACAAUUUAGAAGUGAUAGAUCUAUCCAGUAUUAAUAAAGUUAGUUUAGUUUAGGUUUCCUCCUGUAGAAAGAUUGGAUCAAUAAGAGAUGAUCCUUACUGGAUCUCUAGGAAGAACAGUUUAGAACUGAUAGAGCUAUCCAGUAUAAAUAAAGUUACUUUAGUUUGUGUUUCCUCCUGUAGUAACACUGGAUCAAUAAGAGAUGAUCCUUACUGGACCUCUAGGAAGAACAGUUUAGAAUUGAUAGAGCUAUCCAGUAUAAAUAAAGUUAGUUUAUGUUUCCUCCUGUAGUAACAUUGGAUCAAUGAGAGAUGAUUCUUACUGGAUCUCUAGGAAGAACAGUUUAGAAUUGAUAGAGCUAUCCAGUAUAAAUAAAGUUAGUUUAGUUUAUGUUUCCUCCUGUAGUAACAUUGGAUCAAUAGAGACCUUAAGAUUGACGUUUACGGCAAACGUCAAACCGCUAGCGAAGUUUUUGAUUUUACAGCUCUAUUAUUGUAGCUUUUACACCAGUUUUGAAAUAUGUUAAACUGAUUAAACUUCUGCUCUUUAGCAAUGAUUUAAGAAAGAAAAUUAACCACUAGUCAUGCCAUUCACCAAAGCAGUAAAUGAAGAUUUGGCGUUUGAAGUUGACGUUUGACGUAUAAAUUUCAUGCUUUAACGACUAUACAAGCCCUCGUAGCAGUUCAAGCAUGAAAUCUAUACGCCAAACGCCAACUUCAAACGCCAAAUCUUAAUUUACUGCUUUGGUGAAUGGCAUGACUAGUGGUUAAUUUGCUUUCUUAAAUCAUUGCUAAAGAGCACAAGUUUAAUAAAUUUAACAUAUUUCAAAACUGGUGUAAAAGCUAUUAUAAUAGAGUUGUAAAAUCAAAAACUUCGCUAGCGGUUUGACGUUUGCCGUAAACGUCAAUCUUAAGGUCUCUAAUGAGAGAUGACACUUACUGGACCUCUAGAGCGAAGAGUUUAGAACUGAUGUCCAGUAUAAAUAAUACAUAUAGAAUAAGUAUAUUGCUUUUAAAAUUCAUCUAAAGAAGAGUGUCAUUCUUUUCUGUCUUUCUUUCUUUCUUUGCAGAUCAGGGUGAAGUGUACGUGGAAGAUGGAGCGAAUGCGUGCGUGAAGAAGCCCGUCAAGAUUUCUUCCCGAAACCAGAAUGUUAUUAAAACUAACCAUGCUCUCAAACAGGACGAAUUCGUGGAAAUGCCAUUAACCCGUGUGCGUCAUACUCACAGAGCUGUUAGAAUCAUUUGUGAUAAAUAUUCACAAAACAUAGCUGUUCUACAAGCGCAUCCUUCAUUUGGGUGAGUGAAGUUCAGUUUGUGUAUUGCUACAUUUCAUAUUGUAACAUGUCCAAGAAUUGAGAAAAUUAAUCUAGACAUCACUCAAUUGUAUUUAUUUACCACCAAAUACAAGACUGUUAGAUGUAGUGAAAAGAAUGAACAUUAUUUUCUUACUCUAGUAAUUCUGGUAACCAAUAAUCGUCGCUAUAACCUGAGCCUGUGUACAGAUUAUUACAGCAUAAUACAGUGUGUACACAGGGUUGCUAUAACCUGAGCCUGUGUACAGAUUAUUACAGCAUAAUACAGUGUGUACACAGGGUUGCUGUAACCUGAGCUAUGUUUUUUUUCAGAUGUUCAACCAUCCCUCAUGUUUCACCGCCAGAAAUGACGAAUGAUAUGAAAACAUUGUUUGAAGACCGAAGCGACAGCCAUGAUUUGGAAAUGAAGGUAUAUAAAGGAACGUUGCCUAGGGCUAGCAUUUCUAAACCCGAGUCACUUACAUCAACUCUCGUCACAAUUUGAAAGAUGGUUGGCAAUCAAAAUGGUUGUCAGUCAAACGCCAGAGUUGCAACUCUCAUCAAUUCUCAUCGUCGUUUGACCGCUGCUUAAAGGCACAGUUCGACUUUACGAAUGAUGGUUUUUAAGGCGCAUUUCAGCCCUUUUAUUAAAAAAACUAACUAGGAAAAUCAAUUAUGCAUAAUUCAAGAUCAGUAAACUCGAUGUUUUUAACAACAAAAUGUUUUAAAAUGUUAGAAACAUUAAGUUUGCUAAUCUUGAAUCAUGCUUAAUUGAUUUUCCUAGUUAGUUUUUUCAAUUAAAAGGGCUGAAAUGCGCCUUAAAAACUAUCAUUCAAAAGGCUGAACUGUGCCUUCAACUCUGAGCCCUCAGUUGUCACGCACUUUUAUCAUGUGCUCGUGGGCUCACGUGAACAACCUGUGUAAUGGUCAUUAAACAACUCAUUGUCAUUUCAGGUAAAAGAAAAAACCAUCUACGCUCAUCAGGUUGUACUUGCGCAGGGCAGUGAUAAACUCCGAACUUUGAUAAACGAGUGUAAGCAGGAAGUGUGUCUGGAAUACUCUCAGACUCCGCUCAUCUAUCUCGACGAGGAAGAUAUUGAGAUCAUGAAUGAAAUGAUUGAAUUUCUUUAUACUGGAAGUUGUGCUUCAUUACCUCUGCGUGAUGGCAAGAACUGUGAGAGACAACUGACUGAUGAAGAUAUACUGGAUGAACUAGCAUUGGGUUUACAGGAUGUUGAUUUCGACAAUCUUGAUACAGGUGAGUUUCACUGUAGAUACGGCACAGCAAGUGAGACGACACGGCAAGCCUGAAGGGAAAUACAGUAAUCAGAAAUGACUUUCCGUGUUAAUAGCUUGAACUGGUGUCACAAGAUUAGGGUGAGGGUUAGAGUUGGUUGGAAUGCGAGUUACUAGUGCCUGCUUUGCUGGCUAGAUUAGGAUAGGAGUCAAGAUUCAGAUUAUGGGUUCAGAUUAGGGUUUGGGUUGGAAAUGGGAUAAGCAGCAAUCUUUUGUGGAAGAUACAACUUUGAAUAAUAGAAAAAGAACACAGCGAAGGUUGUUGGUCUGUUAUGAGUGUUAUCAGAGUUCCAUAACUACAGUAUCAAUGCAUUAUUAUACUUGAAAUUGAUCACCAUUGUCUUCACUGACAUCCAGCCAUAUCAUAUCUAGUGUACUUUGAGCCUGAACCUGUCAAGCGAGACAAGAAGUCAACGCGAUCAAAGAAAAACAAAAAAGAUGGUGGAAAUAAAGAUUUGGGAAGUGCAGGAAGUGAAUACUCUGGAGAGCUGUCAGGAAAGAGAAAAGAAUUAUUACGUGUUGCGAAGAAGUAUCGGAUUACUGAACUCUUUUCACGGUACGUGAAUAUUCCUGUAAAUGCAUGUGUGUUUGCUUGUCUCGUGGAUUACUCCGCUUUCCUUCCUCUUCCACCAUGAUCUUAAUCUUCGUUCUGUUGUUGUGUUUGCUGCAGGCUCCAGGAUUCAGACCAAAGUGAAAUGAGACAAAGGUGUUUUCACAGAAGCAAGCUGUAAGUUCAAAUUGCUGUGCUGAGUGGUUAUAUUACUACCUGAAAAAAAAAAACAAGCAGAAACUCGACGUUUCGAGCGAAGGCCCUUCGUCAAGAGUUAGUACUUAGUAGCCAAACUUGACGAAGGGCCUUCGCUCGAAACGUUGAGUUUCUGCUUGGGUUUUUCAGAUAGUAAUAUAACCACUCAGCACAGCAAUUUCACAUUGGUACUACCCACACUGGUACAGACAGUUUUAGCUGUAAGUUCACGCAUUCUUGGUCUGAGUAAGCGCUACAGGACACGUUGGCAACUUCACAACUAAAUAACACUUUCUAGGAGCAAGAAAAUUAAAUCAGGAAUCUCCAAUUUCUAUUUAUUUGCUUCCAAAUACAAGAUUGCUAUAUAUCAUGAAAACAUCAUUUUCUCACUCUGAUAACUGUAGAUUGGGCACCAUCUGCUGCACGAAAGUGCUUCGUGGAAACCUAUCAAUUUCAUAAAAACCAAUACCAGCCGACAAUUUCAAAAAAUAUAAUACAAAACAUAAUCCGAAGAUAAGCAUCUUGAAACCCAAAAUAUGAGUCAAACAAGAAAGUGAGUGAGUAAUAUUUCGAUUUUAUUACAAAAUCAUCAUCAGACUAACUCAGUUAGUCUGAUGAUGAUUUUGUAAUAAAAUCGAAAUAUUACUCACUCACUUUCUUGUUUGACUCAUAUUUUGGGUUUCAAGAUGCUUAUCUUCGGAUUAUGUUUUGUAUUAUUUCAAUUUCAUGUUUCUGAAUAUUGUUUAGUUCUGAAUAUUGUGAUGUGGUGAUGGAAGCUGAAGAUGAAGUGGAGUUUUCCUGUCACAAAUGUAUACUUGUCUCGCGUCUUGGUGCGUAAUUUGGUUGAUAUUUACUCAUGAAUUAUUGAGUUUGAGAUAUUUGAUUGAACACGACUUUGUUUUCUUUCAUAUUUCAGAGUAUUUCUCAAUGAUGUUAACGACUGGUUGGAUGGAGGUACAUAAACGAACUUUAAAAUUUUAACACAUUAGUAUUUGUUAUUUCAUGAUUGUAUUUUUUAUUUUUCUAGUCUUCUGAAGAAUUUGUUCGUCUGAAAAUGCCGAUACCAUCGCGCGUUCUUAAAGUUAUCAUUGAGUUUCUCUACACCGACGAAGCUCCUACAGUUAAGGGUAUCUGAUUUACAUGAGAAUGUUAAACUUUUCAUUAAUAUAUAGUAUUCUUGUAAUUAUGUCCUUUGAUAAUUUUUAGAUAGCAAGGACUUGGAGUUUCUUGGAAAGGUCUUGACUGUUGCCGACCAGGUUAAUACAUUUUAAACAAACUAAACUUUAUUUAUAUUUGUUCUUCCAAGAAGUCCAGUAAGCAUCAUCUCUUAUUGAUCCAGUGUUACAACAAGAGGAAACCUAAACUAAACUACCUUUAUUUAUACUGGAUAGCUCUAUCAGUUCUAAACCGUUCUCCCUAGAGGUCCAGUGAGGAUUAUCUCUUAUUGAUCGAGUGUUACAACAAGAGGAAACCUAAACUAAACUAACUUUAUUUAUACAGGAUAGCUCAAUCAGUUCUAAACUGUUCUUCCUAGAGGUCCAGUAAGGAUCAUCUCUUAUUGAUCCAGUGUUACUACAGGAGGAAACCUAAACUAAACUAACUUUUUUUGCACUGGAUACCUCUAUCAGUUCUAAACUAUUCUCCCUAACGGUUCAUUCACCUGACGAUUUUUCUUGCAGCUUUGGAUUAUCCGAUUAAGAGAAAUGUGCGAAGCAACACUGGCAUCGUUGAGUAAGUUGAUUAGAUAAAUACUUAAUUGUAAGAAAUACCUAAUUGUCACUCACAAGAAUCGCUAAUUUUGCUCUUUCAGUUUCUUUGAAGAAUGCAAUUGAAAUGCUGGAAUUUUCGUGUUUGUACAACGCAGAGAAACUGAAGAAUGUGUGUCUGGAGUUUAUAUGUAUGAACGUUAGUUCCUUGUUUGAAGCAGGGUAAAGUUUGCAAGUUUUUAUCUUAUAGACAAUGACUUACCAAACAGUCCGCAAUUAUGAAUUUAAAAACGAAUAAUAUGUAGAAUAAUAAAUAUAUUUUUACAUAAUAAUAAUACUAAAUUUUCUUGUUUCUUACAACAGAAGUCUUGAAAUGUUGAGUGAAGAUGUGUUGGAUGAACUUUCCAAAGCUUAUCGACAAAUGGUAAGUCUCUCUUCCAAUGGUUUCCUGUCUGAUUAUAUAAUAUCGCCUCAGAGGAAAGUGCUUUUAGUUUGAUUCUGCCAAGCACCGCAUUUCUCCCGAUGAUCCUUACUGGACCUCUAGGGAGAACAGUUUAGAACUGUUAGAGCUAUCCAAUAAAGUUAGUUUAGUUUAGGUUUCCUCCUGUGAUUUCCUCCUGUAGUAACACUGGACCAUUCAAGAACUGGAUCUUUAGGGUGAACAGAAAAAUGCCAGUUCAGACAUUUUACAUGAAAACGUCGUAUUUAGAUACCUCGUGUGUCUUGGCGUGUGAUCACCCCUAAUGAUGUUCAUCUCUCGGUCCCAUGGCCUCAGGCUGAAAGUCCAAAGACCAAACGUAAGACUUCUCGUUCUCAGAGGAAGUCCAGAACAAGCGAAAGUGACGUCACAGAAGAAUGCGCGGUCCGACAGAAUGGAACCGAAGUGGUGAGUUUAUCGUAUAAAGCCGUUGGAUGAGUACAAAUUUUUUUCUUCAAAAUGUCGUACAAAUGUAUACAAGUUAACACUUUGUGUUGGCGACACAGUGAAUGUUAUUGCUUAUGUUUUUCACUUCUUUGACUAUCUAUGGCUUGAUUCUUGCAAUGAUGUACUGUAGUUGUCUCAUUGGUUUUUUUUUCGUUGCAAGUUGUUUCCAGUAAAGUAAAACAGAACCAGUAAGCGAUGGCCCUAACUGAAUCUCUGGAGAACAAUUCAGAACUGAUAGAGCUAUCCAGUAUAAGUUAGUUUUAUUAAGUUAGUUUAAUAAGUUAGUCAUUAUUUCCACUUUAUUUAGAGUGAAUUGGCGAAAGAAAAUAUUGAAGUGGAAGAGAAAUUAGCUGAAAAUAAACAGAAUGUUGAUAAACAUGACAACGUCCUGGCUUCAGAAAGCAAAUCAGAGAGUAGAAAUUCUUCCCAAGACGUUGUGCAUGUGGGCAAAACUGAAAAGUCUAACAAUGGACUAUGGUACCAGAAAUCUUCGUCCGACUGUCCGACACUUGUCAAUCCCGUGUUGGCUACGAAAAAAGUGCAGAAAACUGGAUCUAGUCCACGUCCAGUUGGCAGUCGAAAAAAUGUAAGUUUGUAUAUACGUUUUAUAAGAAUGUAUGUAUUAUUUGUUGUUCAUGACAUGUUUGUGGAUAUAUUUAUUUGUGAUACUCAUGUGAAACAGAUUAUCCUAAGAUAUUGUUUUUGUUAGAACGAGUCUGACGAGAAGCAGCCAUGGGGGAGUCAGAGGUAUUUCUUCGAUUUUCAUGUAGCCCGGUGUAGAGCUUACUUGCAGCUUAAUCUUGAUUGUAUUUUUUAAAUCUCACAAUAAAGUUUUAUUUUACAUUGCUGUAUGAUUUUACAUUGUUUCUUACUUUUCAGUUUGAGUCCACAAUCGUCUAACUUGCGAACUAUCAUGGAACAACAGGAAAAGAAAGUACAGCUUGAGAAACCAAGGAAAGAAGGCAAAAGGUGGGAAAGUUGUUGAAGAAAUGCCUGUAAUAAUACUAGGAAGAACAGUUUUGAACAGAUAUAAAUACAGUUAGUGAUGAAUAGACAUAAUGGAUAGAUUUUUUUGUCUUUUCUAGUCCACUGUCUGGCAAGACUCGACUGUCUCAGAAAGAACGUAAGAAAAUAUGGAGAUCUGCUGAAGAACAAGAUUCAUUACUUCACAACAGCAGCGAACCUCCUGAACUCAAUGGUCAUGAUAUUGCAACGUCACCAGUUAAUCCAUGGUAUGUCUGUCUCUCACCAUAACACCUUUCAUGGUAUGUCUGUCUCUCACUAUAACACCCUUCAUGGUAUGUCUGUCUCCAACCAUAACACCCUUCAUGGUAUGUCUGUCUCCAACUAUAACACUUUUCAUGGUAUGUCUGUCUCCAACCAUAACACCCUUCAUGGUAUGUCUGUCUCCAACCAUAACACCCUUCAUGAUAUGUCUGUCACCCACCAUAACAUGCUUCCCAAACCACAACCCAAACCUUCCCAAACCACAACCCAAACCCAAACCCAAACCUUCCCAAACCACAACCCAAAGGGACGGAUAUUUUCACACCUUUUUAUGGAAUAUCUUUCAUGAAGAUUUUUGUUUUUUAGGAAUAGUUUUUCUCCUCUGUCGAGACCAUCCCUGUCAUUCAGAGAACUGCUCCAGGAGGAGGAGAGCCUGGGAACGAGUGUCUCUAGUCCCAAAAAGAAAAACAAAGUAGUGAAACGCAAUUUAUUUGUAGCUGAUGAAAAAUGCCAAACUACAAGGUAGCAACAAUGCAUGUCAAUUCUCAACAACUCUUAUUCUCGUUUGACUGGGACGUGUAUAUUUUAAGAAAUUUUUGCAUGCUCUACUUUACUUUGAAAAAUGUUAAAUGUUUCUCUCAAUUUCAGCGCGUGGCAACAGAACAAUGUUGCAUGUUCACCUCCCAAUAAUUCUAACAUGAAGUUCGACAAAAUUCAAGAACUUCAAGAACAAGAAACUGCAAACCGAGAAAGGUAACGCGAACGUCAAAUGUUUUAUCACGCACGUCCUAAUCACCGACUAAGUAUUUUCUUAAUCUAUCUCCUAAUGAACCCUGCUUUAUCUCACUCUGCGGAAUGACAUUCUGAUUUACUCGUCAAGGUAGAGUGUUGGUAUUAUUGGGUUAACCUGAGUUUUAUCGUCUCUUGAAACACUUUCUCGUUUUCUUUAAGGGAUAUGAAGAAGCCAUUAUCAUUGAUCCAGGUAAAUCAAUACAGAUAGCCUAGAUUGAGAGAGAUAUGACGACUAGUUCCUCGGGUAGAGGAGAACUGAUCACGUGAUCGGCUAGUUGUGUUGUUUGUGGCGUCAGAUAUAACCCAAUCUCUAAGCCUAAUCCUUAAUCUAACCAUAACCCUAACCCCAACACUAAUCACUAUAACUAACUGAUGACGUAAUAUGUGAUGCAAAUUGUUCUACCCGAGGAAGUACCCGAUAUGACUACCUGGAUAAUAUAAGCACAACUUCGACGUUUCAAGCAAAGACCCUACGUCCGGAAUUCGUAACCACCACGGUGAAGUGUUUUUCGUACACAAACCACGGCCACUUCCGUCGAUCACUACUACAGUAUGUCAGAUUGGCCAGAAUAAUGCUUACGUAUUAUUUUAUUUUUCUUCAGAUCGAGGACAAAGCGAUUGAGCAACUCCUAGAACACUACGGUGGCAGAUACAAUCCUUGCGAGUAUAUUGUCGUUGAGCGGCAAACACGAUCAGCGGGCAGUCCUGAUUGGGUGAAAUAAGUAUUCUAUAUACCUGUUCGCAGGCUAGAAACUCCAUGAGACUGCAUUUAUAAAUUAGUGAGGUGGUGGCAACCUUAUUUAUCACUCUGAUAACUGUCGGUUGAUCAUCAUCAUAUCACAAUAGUGCUUGGGAAAACCAUUGAUCUCCAUAUGUAUCUGUAUUAAGAAAUCGAGUCCAAAAACUUGGCUUCACUUUUUUCAUAGGAAUGGACCAUUCCCCAAUUAACCAAAAUUUUGAACUCAACAAGUCUAGACAAAAAUUUCAUCACAGCUUGAAAGAGCAUCACAAAAUUAGUAAUAUUCCAAAGUUUCGUUGCAAAAUGUUGUAAAAUGCGGAUAAUAUAACCUUGCGAAGUUUGCAAUUUUCAGACAUUUUAGAUUACAAACGGGAAACGGUUACCACUGCUGUGCGUAAUACAAAAUGAUUGAGAACUACAAACUUCGCAAGGCUAUAUUAUCCGCAUUUUACAACAUUUUGCAACUAUAUUUUGGAAUAUUACUAAUUUUAUGAUGCUCUUUCAAGCUGUGAUGAAAUUUUUCUUUAGGCUGUUAAGAUCAAAAUUUUGGAAAAGUGGUAACCAUUUCCCGUUUGUAAUCUAAAAUGACUGCAAAUUUCGCAAGGCUAUAUUAUCCGCAUUUUACAACAUUUUGCAACGAAACUUUGGAAUAUUACUAAUUUUGUGAUGCUCUUUCAUGCUAUGAUGGAAUUUUGUCUAGACUUGUUGAGAUCAAAAUUUUGGCUAAUUGGGGAAUGGUCCAUUCAUAGGCAGAAUGACUGGCGUUCUUGGUCCAGAUAAUAUAUAGAGCUCACUCGGUGAAACCCAGCUAUUUGUAGUUUCAUCAAUCUUUUACCCAAAGCAUGGCUGUUGGAAGGUAGGUGCUUGGCUCUCAGUACGAAAUUGUUGUUAUAAAUAAAAGAAAUGAACAGAAUCAGAGAUAUUAUCUACAUCAAUAUAUAUGUCGGUCAAAUCGUAAAAAAAUAAAAAUUUAACUGUAUUUACAAAUACAUUAAAAGAAGUUAAAUUAAGAAAACGAGUUAAUUAAAUUGCUUUAUUUUCGUGAAAUAUUAAGAACUUGUGACAAACAAAAGAGUGUUGUAUUGGGAAUUUUAUGAUAUGAUAUUUCAACUGUAAUACUAUUUUUACAAUAUAUUUUUAAAAGUGUG
Paramuricea clavata is the source of this 10308-nucleotide messenger RNA. The record is from the annotation of a GenBank genome assembly. Lineage: Eukaryota; Metazoa; Cnidaria; Anthozoa; Malacalcyonacea; Plexauridae.